AUGGCCCAGUCCGACCAGUUUGCUCUGCAAGUCGGAAAGUACCUGUUCGAAGAAAUGCUCAGCAGACCUGAUGUUGGCGUGGGUGAUGCACGUAAUGGCGCGCUCGAGAUUGAGGCGAAGCUAGGCACUUUGGUCGACCGUAACACUGAUCAGCGAGUCCAACUGCCUGUCCAAAAUCCAGCAGUGCUUGAUCGUAACAUGUCUGCACGUCUGCGAUUCGAGAGUCAUAUGACCGAAGCACACCACAAACGUCUGAAUGAGUUUCUCAAUCUGGCAGUGCAGGAAUCAGCGGCAAAUCCUAGUAGACAUAGACUGGACUACAAGCACCGCUACGAGAUCGACUCUUUUGCACAGCUCACCAGGCAGCGAAGCACGCGACUCCGUACCUCCAUUAACGAGCGAGCUCCGGCCGGCACGGAUCCUGUUAUUGCGCGCAUAGUCAAGAUCCGACUUGCCGACCUAGACAUAUUCUGCCCCGGAUCACCAUUCGACUGCCGUAUCAGCAUCAAUAUCGAAGUAGACAUGCAUCGACCCGACAUUGAUCCCAAGUCGAUACGCAAGAAGGACAGACUCAGCUACACGCACUCGGUAUAUAGCGUGGAUUUGACUCAAGUCAAGAGUGCAGAUGGGCGCAAGGUACACGAGCUUGAAAUCGAAGUCGAUGCCAUCAAGCUGCGUGAGCAGGCGGAGCGGGAGGCGGCGGGACAGCCCAGUGGGUUUGGAGACAUGGUGCAAGGAUUGGUUAAUAACAUGUUUACGCUCAUGAGUGUGCGAUUGAACUGAGAGGCAUACGGCCGUUCACAGCAAGGUCGGGUUGAGGAGAAAGCAAGCAACGAUGUGAUGAGCAUUUGGGUCACGAUGUGGAGGCAUGGUUCAGAUGCUGGAAGAGAAGGACUGGUUUGAUUCGGUCAUCCUUAGAACCCGGACAAUAUAAUCCAAGCGAGUUGAUAUUCCUACAUGAUGUUUGCAUGAAGCCUUUGAGAUGGCUCGAUGCAGUUGGUCAGCUGUGAGUUGUGGAUUGGUUGGUGUGAUGCGUGAGGAUCGGAAGACGGACGA
Aureobasidium subglaciale EXF-2481 is the source of this 1056-nucleotide messenger RNA. RefSeq lists its product as uncharacterized. NCBI's taxonomy places the organism in Eukaryota, Fungi, Ascomycota, Dothideomycetes, Dothideales, Saccotheciaceae. Bases 1 to 783 code for a protein of 260 amino acids. Gene Ontology annotation, molecular function: polynucleotide 5'-phosphatase activity. The transcript is spliced from 3 exons. The record is from RefSeq and is a predicted model, not a curated record.